AGCGGAUAUUUCACAUCCUCAUACUAUUCUUUUGUCUGUUUCUAGCCACACCUGGUCGAAUCAGACCUCCUCAGAUCAGUCGAGCCGUCUCCCAGCAGCAGACCGAAAUCAACGACUUCCACCGCCAGCUCGGCGAAACCAAGCAAGGCUUUAUGUGGCCUUCCGAGCAGUUAGCCCAGGAGGGCGUUCAGAAGCUGCGGGAGGCUCUGAGUAAGGAGAAAAGAGCGCGGACGGAGGAAAACAUCCGUUGGGGCAAAAAGACGCGCGAGCUGGAGGGCGAGUGCCAAAAGCUCCGCAUCUCGCUGUCCAACGCGGCGGCGUCGACGCCUGUGCGCCGUCAGGGUAACAGGCGUCCGCCCACUAUCCCCUGAUCUCUUUCAGGGGCUUGUGAGCGCCCCUUCCGGGGGAUGAUGCGCAGAGCUUCUGGAUCAUGGGGCAUUACUCAUCCUGUACGCCUGGUAGUUUCGAUGAUCGUUCGCAGUGGGUGAAGGAUUUGAUCGUUAUAACUCUCCUUGCGUCCCGUGGGGACGAGUACGCGGUGGGGUUCCCAAUUUUUGGGAACACACGGUGUGCGCUCGGAUAUAAUGAUCGAUUCCUCGGGGACGUAACAUUCCGUGUGCUGUGGUGGCAGGUCCACUUCUGAGGGACAAGCACACGAUCGUCCUCUUUUACCUCGGCGUUUUUCUGUCAAUGGAAGUUGGCCCGUGCGUGUGUCGGUGGGUUGGGCAUUUUAUGGGGUCUCCUUCUGUGGGACAGACACG
Aspergillus caelatus is the source of this 761-nucleotide messenger RNA. RefSeq lists its product as uncharacterized. NCBI's taxonomy places the organism in Eukaryota, Fungi, Ascomycota, Eurotiomycetes, Eurotiales, Aspergillaceae. The coding region runs from base 153 to 371 and encodes 72 amino acids. The transcript is spliced from 2 exons. The record is from RefSeq and is a predicted model, not a curated record.